AGAAGAAGUUUUGGCCCGAUGAAUCCAUCAUGCGUUCAGCUAGUAACGUUAUGUCACAGAUUGUAAAUGAAGUGUGAGCUCAGUUUGAGCAGUGUAGGGGCCGUCUUGUGCUUGUCGUUUCACUGCACAAGUAAGUGUUACCAUUUCCUGUAACCGUAGAGAAAUUACUCUUUAAGAGAUUGAGCCAGUGAAUGUAAACAGUUAGCUACACGAUGUAGCUAGUUGAAAGCUAGCAUGUGUGUUUUCUAGAAGCGUCCGCACUUGACUGUUGCUAUGGUUACACUGUUUUCCUAAAGACCCCUGGCGCUGCUCUUUAUGCUUUUACACGUACACGUCUUCAGGGUUGUUAACGGGUAUAUUCAACAACAAAGUCGCAUUAAACUCCUGUCCCCGGACGCCUUAUUUAAGUUUGAAAGAAAGAUGGUGCAGCUGCAUGUGAAGCGUGGAGAUGAGAGCCUGUUUCUUUUCACCACCACUGUGGACGCGACUCUGGAGACGGUGAUACAGCAAAUUACAGCCAUUUACAACAGAAGACUCAAAGUGGACAGAAUAUGUUCAGAGAUCCCAGAACUGGCAGACCACGGCAUCACACUGCCACCCAACAUGCAGGGGCUGACAGAGGAGCAGAUUGUGGAGCUGAAACUGAGAGAUGAAUGGGAAGACAAGUGCGUGCCCAGCGGAGGGCCAGUAUUUAAGACGGAUGAGAUUGGGAGGAGGAACGGACAUGCUCCAAAUGAAAAAAUGAAAGAGGUUUUGAUGAGAACAGUGGAGGAGGCAAAGGCACUGAUCUCCAAAAAACAAGUUCAAGCUAAUGUUUGUGUCACCAUGGCGAUGGUAAAGGAAGCUCUGGAUCAGCUAAGGGGUGCGGUCAUGAUUGUAUACCCUAUGGGGCUACCUCCUCAUGACCCUAUCAGGAUGGAGUUUGAGGACCGGGAAGACCUUUCAGGAACACAGGCAUCUCUGCAGGUGAUCACAGAGGACGAGUGCCAGCUAUGGUGGGCUGCCAAAGAGAUGCAGAGGGGGAAAAAGCUGCAGGACUACAUUGGCAAAAAUGAAAAGACAAAGCUUGUGGUCAAAAUCCAAAAGAAAGGGCAGGGGGCACCAGCGAGAGAGCCUCUGAUCACUGAUGAGCAGCAGAAACAGAUGAUGAUGAGUUACCACAGGAGGCAGGAGGAGCUCAAGAAACUGGAGGAGGCAGACGAUGAUAGCUACCUGGACUCAAAGUGGUCUGACAGACAGGCCCUAAAAAAACAGUUUCAAGGCCUCACCAACAUCAAGUGGGGACCGAGAUAGACCACCUGUCAGAUUCCCACCUUGGAUCUGCAGCUCCAACCGGGUCCUUUACAGCUCUAUAUGCAACUCAGAUGCCUUAUCAUAAUCCUGAAAUCUGUCUGUGUUAUUUGAAGUCUUCCAGAGAAUAUUAUGCACAGGAUAUGUUUUCAUAUGCCUCGGAGUAGAUGCAUUUCUGCACUGAAAUGUGAAGAAGACAUUUGGACCCAUUGUAUGACAGAACAGGUGACAGGAUGUCACAUGGAGACUGAUAAACGUGAUAAAACCUUUUUAUUUGAAAUUUAAUGUACUUUACAGAUUGUUUUAACGCUGUUGGAAAGUAAAAUGUUUAUUAAAGCUGUGCAAACAAAA
Molecule: messenger RNA, 1641 nt
Organism: Micropterus salmoides (largemouth bass)
Lineage: Eukaryota; Metazoa; Chordata; Actinopteri; Centrarchiformes; Centrarchidae
Gene: cfap298
Product: cilia and flagella associated protein 298
Exons: 7
Coding region: 316-1293 (325 amino acids)
Biological process (GO): regulation of cilium movement
Source: RefSeq, a predicted model, not a curated record